CACUGAACUAAUACCACAAAUACAGACCUGGAAAGCGCUUUAAAGUCCACUGUAAAUAGGUGAAAGCGAGGUUUCAGAAUGAGGAAAAGAGGCGUAAAUGAAGCAGAUUCUUCUGCAGCACAAGUUAAGAAACCCAGAGUCAAACAGCAGAAGAAGGACAGGACGUCCAAACAGUGGAUGAAAAGAUGCCUAUUGUUGCUGUUUCUUAUCGCUGUUUCGCUGCCUGUCGCAGUAAAACUACCUGCAUUAAUCCAGCACCUUGUUUACACUUAUAGAAUCAGGCUGCCGUACUUCGCUGACCUUAACCGACCUGCUGAGUUCUCCCUCAAUCACACCAUCAACAUGUACUUAACAACAGAGGAGGGAAUCUCCCUCGGCGUGUGGCACACUGUCCCUGACAGUCGGUGGAAAGAGGCACAAGGGAAGGACUUGGCGUGGUACCAGAGCACUUUAAGCGAUGGAAGUCCAGUUUUCAUAUAUUUCCAUGGGAAUACACAAACAAGGGGAGCCCCCCAUCGAGUUGGAGUGGCAAAAGUAUUGAGCGCACUCGGCUACCAUGUGGUGGUGCCUGAUUACAGAGGGUUUGGAGAUUCCACCGGCGAGCCGACUGAAGGCGGACUGACUGUGGACGCCCUCUAUGUGUACAACUGGGUCAAAGCACGCAGUGGGGACAGUCUGGUCAUCUUCUGGGGACACUCUCUUGGCACUGCAGUCUCCACCAACACUGCUGUCAAACUGAUUGAACAAGGUGUGGUUGUUGAUGGUGUGAUUCUGGAGGGGGCGUUCAAUAGCGCUCGACAGAAAAUUCCAGGUCAUGCUUUUUCUUGGUAUUAUUGGAGAUUUCCAGGACAGGAGUAUUUGUUUCCAGAGCCAUGGGCUGAAAACAAAUUGGUUUUUCCCACUGAAGAGAAUUUGAAGAAAAUGAAAAGCCCGAUUCUCUUCCUGCAUUCAGAGGACGAUCACCUAGUCCCUCCCCACGUCUGUGAGCAGAUGCGUGACAUUGCAGCAAGUUACCAGAGUGAAGAGCGGGUGAAGCUGGUCAUGUUUGAAGGUUCUCUGGGAUAUCUGCACAACGGCUUAUACAGAGACCACCGCCUGCCCGGCAUCUUAAAGAAUUUUGUGGAUUCGCUGUCAUAAGGAAAAGACGAUUAACGCAGAAGAAUCUCACCAAGUUUCAGAGGCACAAGCUGCAGCAAAAUCAUCUUCAUAUACAGAUAAAUAUACGUUAAUCGUUCUUGAUCAUAUUGCUAUAGUGGUGAUUUUUCCGCUUUUGACGUCCGAUGUUUGAUUGACACUCAGGCUUAACAUGAUGAUGAUGAUGAUGAUGAUGAUGAUGAUGAUGAUGAUGAUGAUGAUGAUGAUGAUAAGCUUGAUUUCAAACAUAAGUAGGAAUAAAAUAAUAAUAAAGGUGAACAAAAGGCAAAGAGAAAUUGCGAAUUUAAACAGGACACCACAGAAUAUGGAGUAGGUCAUAUUUUGCUAAACUCACUUUUAUUAGUCUUUUGGUACAUUUAUUUGUGUAUUUGAUUGAUUUUGAUUGAUUAAUUGAUUGAUUGAUGUAUUUCAAAUAUGAAUGUCAGAACAGAAGAAAAUAAAUAAACAAAACACUUAAACAUAAGACACAAGACAUAUAAUACAUAUUUGAAAAGGAGUGAGAAGAAACAUAAUUUAUAAACUCCCUCCCCUUCUCCUUAAAUUACACUGGUCAGCAACAAAUUUAUUAAGUUUUUUGAGCUGAUUUAGGAUAAUUUUGGUGUGCUGAAUCCAAAAAUCACAUUAAU
Molecule: messenger RNA, 1781 nt
Organism: Sphaeramia orbicularis (orbiculate cardinalfish)
Lineage: Eukaryota; Metazoa; Chordata; Actinopteri; Kurtiformes; Apogonidae
Product: lysophosphatidylserine lipase ABHD12-like
Exons: 13
Coding region: 79-1137 (352 amino acids)
Biological process (GO): monoacylglycerol catabolic process; phosphatidylserine catabolic process
Cellular component (GO): endoplasmic reticulum membrane
Molecular function (GO): monoacylglycerol lipase activity; phosphatidylcholine lysophospholipase A1 activity
Source: RefSeq, a predicted model, not a curated record